Molecule: messenger RNA, 2222 nt
Organism: Coregonus sp. 'balchen'
Lineage: Eukaryota; Metazoa; Chordata; Actinopteri; Salmoniformes; Salmonidae
Source: the annotation of a GenBank genome assembly
AUGGACAUGAGUACUGCCCUGAAUCUACACAUUGCUGGGAAUACUGUCCUAUCUUCUCCCCCACCGGUGCUGUCCUCUCCUCCACCUGUUAAGGUACAGCACCUGGCAACCACCAGCGGGCUGAAGUUAGGGUGUGCUAAAGGGUUCAUUCACCGCCUAAAAGUCAAAGAUUAUGUUACUUAUGUACAACAAAAACUAAGUUGACCUCCACUUUCUGUUAAAAAAACAUUAUUUGCUGACCUGGUUCACUUACAAAACUCAGAUGUCCUUGAGAAAAUCGAUGCCUCCCCGUGGGUUUCACCCAUAGUGGUUACCAAAACGAAAACUGGAGAUCUGCAUGUGUGUGGAUUUGCGCAAGCCUCGAGAAAGUCAAGCAGCUGAUUGUUAAUAGCUCUGCCUAAUAAUCGACCCUGCUCUCCCUACCCUGGUGUCUACAGACAUAUCAGAUUAUGGCUUUGGUGGUGUGUUUACGCAAACACAUCCAGAUGGAACCGAACGCACAGUGGCUCUCCUCAGCCAAGCGCAAAUACUGUAUAGUAGAAAAGGAAGUGCUUGCCUGUGUGUGGUCGGUUGAGCGGUGGCAAACGUUCCUGUGGGGCACACGUUUUACACUAAGAACUGAUCAUCAGGCCCUUACUACCCUACUGGCAUCAAAAAGGGCCAGUCGCGCAUUGCGAGAUGGUCCGCUCGCUUACAGUGUUUCACAUAUGACAUUAUGUAAAAGCCCCGGAUCAGUAAACUACAUUGCUUGAUUGCCUGUCGCUACUGCCCAUCCUUAGAUAAAAAUGCUGUCCCCAUCACUGGACCUGAGUUAGUGGCCCUGCUAUCCACUGAGCUUAACGCACUGUCAGUGGCAGGGCAGCCGCCUAUGGCGCCACUUGAAUUUGGGGCGGCAUUUUGACAAUUGGCUGCCGCCCUCCGGCGCCCCUGAUCGGCUGCUACACCGCCGACGGCACCCCAGCCACCAGCUCAUAGUGUUGCUGCAGUUCCCGCCCCCACCCCAUUCCCACUUCUCCCGAAGUUCACUCCCACUAUCCUUGGUAGCUAUGGUGAUGUGAGUGUUUAUAUGGGAUUAUCCAAUUGUGAAACAUUAAUAAAAAUGAAUCUGCCAAUUAAAUGAUUGUUUUGUUUUUUAUGAAUGUGUAUGACAAAGACGAUUAGUGAUUAAAGCAGUAGCCUAACCUAGCCUGUUAAUGUUAGCUAGCUACUACUAGUGGAUAUAAUAUUAGCUAAAAGUAAGCUAUAGAGAUUUGAAACAAUUUGCUACCAUGUCUAAGAGACAAAAACUAUCAGGAAGAGAAUAUUUUAAAAAAUGAGUGACAAAAGAGGCACAGUCUCUAAACCAAAGAAAUGUGCUGCUGAAAUUUAUCAGCGUGCAGCAAUGUCCAUCAGCCGGUGUGGAGAAUGACAAGCCUCCGAGGACAGGCCAGUUGUUCGCCGAGAACAAAGAGCCCCCGUUCGCUGAUUCUAGCAGCAAAGAGGGCAAACCGGAGGAGUCCGAGCCAUGCACUUCCACUGAUGAUGACAGCUCUCUGGCUGGACAAGAACAGGUGGUUGCACCAGGCCUAGCCACACCUCCAAACAAUGCCGGCGAAGACCCUACUAUCUUGGACCCAGACUCAGAUUCGUCGCUCCCCGUCCCCGAUGACAGUGGUGGUGCUGCUGCUAAAUCCAACUCCCAGACAAAAAACAUAAAAGAUCCCGGUGAGUGGCCAAAAUAUAUGAAUGGCUCUUUACGGGAUACAAUAGGAGGAUGGCAAACGGGGAGAGAGUGGAGAGACCAUGGCUUGUCUAUUCCAAGCAAAACAAUGCAGCCUUCUGUUUUUGCUGCAAACUUUUUUCACACGAGUGCAAAUCUGCGCUGGUCAGGGAUGGAACCAGGGACUGGAAGAAUCUGUGCCUCCUCAGCUCGCAUGAGAAGUCGCAUGACCACCUAGAUAGUUUCAUAUAAUUUUAUUAUAUUAUGCCAUUUAGCAGACGCUUUUUAUCCAAAGCGACUUACAGUCAUGUGUGCAUACAUUUAUUUUUUUGUGUAUGGGUGGUCCCGGGGAUCGAACCCACUACCUUAGCGUUACAAGCGCCGUGCUCUACCAGCUGAGCUACAGAGGACCAAAGGUGGAAGGAGCUGGAGAUCAGGCUGGUGUCCAAGCAAACUAUCGAUGCCCAACGGGCUAUUGACGGAGAGACUCUCCACUGGCAGCAGGUGCUGCAGAGGCUCAUAG